CAUAUUAUUAACAUGUUAUUACAGGAGGUGUUUUAGAUAUUGAUCCAGUAUUCUGUCGUAGUUACAAACUCACUCACGGGCUAAAAACACGGACCUGUUAAACUCUACUGUUUAAACGAGUGCAAAGAAACAAACGCAGGGGAAAAAUGCCUAAGAGGAAGUCACCCGAGGGAGCAGAGGGAAAAGACUCUACUAAAGUCACAAAACAGGAGCCCACUCGGAGGUCAGAGCGCCUGUCCUCGAAACCGGCUCCUCCUAAACCUGAGCCCAAACCCAAGAAAGCUGCAGUUAAGGUGUCUGACGACAAAGCGGUGAAAGGAAAGAAGGGCGGCGCCAAAGGGAAGAAGGAGGAGAAAGAGGCGGUGCCAACUGAGAAUGGAGAGACCAAGCCCGAGGGGGAAUCUGCGACCACUGAGGCCGAGGCAGAUGCUAAGGAGUGACUCGAGUCGGUUUUCUGGGGAACGGAAAAGACUUUUUUUUAUUCUUUAUUGAGUAUUUUGUAAGAUGCUAACUUUUUUUAGACUCGUCAUUGUAGAUUUACUUAGCAAGCUCACACUCCUCCCAGACGUCCCCUGUUCUACUCGAUUCUCACCGGAUCGGACAGAUCCGUCGACGAAAAACAAGAAAACUUCUCUCUCUCUCUCUCUCUUUUUUUUUUCUUAAAUGUUUCACCAGCAGCAGCAGCCAUAUCAGUUCAUAACUUUUUAGUCAGUCGGAAAACCCGCGUCCUGCGUCCCCUCCAGUAACGUAACAACACGUGCUUAAUGUUUGUGCCACGCUGAAUGAGUCAUCUGGACAUUCAGGAUCAUGAGUUUAGUGUGUUUUUAGUCUUCUGGGUUUUUCAAUUAUAAUCUCUUGUAUAACGUGUAAUAAUAAGAGCGUCACUCGAUGAGAAAGAUUGUGACUAAAAGAAACAAAAAAGUCAUGUUUCCGAUUUUUUUUUUAAUCCUCCUUUAGUAGGCUGAUUGGGAUUUGUGUAUACUUUUGAUUUUUAAAAACUUUUUUUUAUUUUAUUUUUAAUUUAAUUUUAUUUUUGUAUUUUUUUUAAUUUUUAUUUUAUUUUUUAAAUUUGCUAAUUUGAAUACGACCCUUAAGGAAACGGCACAUAACCAUAGCAAUAAACGCAGGGUGCUGAGAGUGACGUUCGUUCUGAAUCUGAACCUGACGUGCUUGUGGAGAUCCGCCUGCCUGGCUGACUCGGGAUAUUGUCUGUGAAAAUGUUUUCAAAUAAAACCAUGAAAGAAAAAAGAG
Molecule: messenger RNA, 1251 nt
Organism: Hemibagrus wyckioides
Lineage: Eukaryota; Metazoa; Chordata; Actinopteri; Siluriformes; Bagridae
Gene: hmgn3
Product: high mobility group nucleosomal binding domain 3
Exons: 6
Coding region: 147-440 (97 amino acids)
Biological process (GO): chromatin organization
Cellular component (GO): nucleus; chromatin
Molecular function (GO): nucleosomal DNA binding
Source: RefSeq, a predicted model, not a curated record